This is a messenger RNA of Mytilus californianus (California mussel), 2830 nucleotides long. RefSeq names its product octopamine receptor beta-2R-like. The transcript is spliced from 6 exons. The record is from RefSeq and is a predicted model, not a curated record. The coding region runs from base 593 to 2659 and encodes 688 amino acids. Gene Ontology annotation, biological process: G protein-coupled receptor signaling pathway. Gene Ontology annotation, cellular component: membrane. Gene Ontology annotation, molecular function: G protein-coupled receptor activity. Lineage: Eukaryota; Metazoa; Mollusca; Bivalvia; Mytilida; Mytilidae.
AUAAAAAUGUUUACAAAGGUAGAAACGUGUGAAUUCAUUUUAAAUUAUGUGUACCAGCUACACAAAAUAACGGAAGUUAGCACUAACAAAUACUAUCAUGUGUAAACAUAGGCAAAGUUUUGAAGAAAAUAUAUUAAGUAAGGUGCAUUGCAAGUGUUCUGCGGUUGCAUAACUAUUUGGAAUUUAGGACUAAAAGGAAAAGCAACUACAUAAAGAACGCCAUAAUUAAAACACGCAGUUGAUACAGCUCGUUCAGUCAGUAAAGGUCGGUAUGAAGCAAUCACCGUUUCUACAAAAUAUGAGAAAUCAUUAAUGAGUGUAAAUCCUAUCACAGAUUCGAUUAUUUUGAGCAUAAGUUUACAAACACAAAAUGUUGGAAAUAUAGAUACAAGUGUAAACGUGGAGCCAAUAUAUUUUAUCAUGACGGAGUGAUUAGCAGCGAAUGGUUGGGUGAGAAUAUAAUUUCUGAAAGACGUAAGACAAUUUAUUGGUAUUUUUAGAUAUUUUAAAAGAAUAGUGCACUAGCGUUUUAAAUAAUCAAACAGUUUUAGAUUUUAAAGCCGAAGGUUUAUACAUACAAUUCAGAUUUUCAAUGGCAAAUGUAUGGAAUAAAACCACCGCAAGUAAAAUUCUUUCACCGAUUUUUCCAUACGAAGAAAUUGGAAAUUCAACAUCAUUAGGAAAUUUAUCACGAAAGCAUUUUUCCCUUCUGGAAACAGCUAUUUUCGGCACAUGGAUAUCUAUUUCAAUGGUGUUUGCUAUUUUUGGCAAUCUCAUGGUCAUAGCAGUUGUUAUACGCCAUCGAGGCAUGCGGACUAGAACUAACAUGUUUUUAGUGAAUUUAGCCAUUGCAGAUUUUUUAGUUGGAGUUUUGUUAGCACCGUUUUCUCUGACAACAUUGAUAGCGAAGGAUUGGAUUUUUGGUGAUAUUCUAUGCUUUAUAAAUAGUUUUUGCAAUGCAGCAUUUCUUAUAACAUCUAUACAAACCUUAAUGUAUAUAAGUAUACACAAGUAUUUAUCUAUCACUCGCCCGCUAACCCAAAUAACAAAAUGUAAAAUUUUAAUUAUGAUUGGUGCUGCAUGGGGAUGGGCUAUUGUAUGUGCAUCACUCACAACGUUCAUUCUGAGUACAUCAAAAUAUAAAGAAGGAACGAUGCAAUGUGGACCUAAAUAUCCGACAUAUUCUACAAAAUCACUUACUUUCCAUUUCAUAAUUCAAGCAUCUAAUAUAUUUCUUCCGCUUUUUCUGAUGAUUGGGUGCUAUGUCCGCAUGUUUGCAGAGAUAAAGCAGCAUAUGCAGAGAUUAGAUGAGAAUACAGCACUAGACCGCAAUAUGAUUUUUAGUCAACAGAGGAGAGUAACCAUUACAUUAUUAAUUGUCCUUUCCUGCUUUGUAUUAUGUUGGAUACCGUACUGUGUUUACUCUAACUACGCAGCAUUCGUACGAGACAAGUCAACAAUACCAAGAUAUGCCAAUGCUAUUGCCUACUGUUUUGGCUAUAUGAAUUCCGCCUGUAAUCCUAUUAUAUAUGCUUGGCGUAGUCCGUCCUUUCGAGAGGGGUACAAGGAGAUAUUGUGUCAGGAACCAUCCUAUGUCGUGUCUGAUGAUAACAUAGAAGUAUUAUAUGACGAAAUAAACGGAUACCGUUUUAUGUUCAGAGAUACACUUCAUGACAGCUCCCCGGGGCCUCUCAGAAGACUGUCUACGAUGAUUCAUGCCUCAUUUCGGGGGUCGCGUCAUGGUUCCAGACGAAACUCAGACGAGUCUAUUCAUUCGUUACGGUUAGGCAGAACUAGUGUGACGUCACCAACAACUCUUUCUUCUCAUAAAUUAAUUCGCCAACUCACUUCAAAAACAGCAAAAGGUAGUUCUCUCAUCAGGAGAGAUGGUUCUAUCAUCAUGAUCAAAAAUGGAAAAAUCAUAUCAAUGAGACGCGAUCCAUCUUUUUCUAAAAUGCAAGACGAUGUUUUUCUUCCUUCUCCUUCUGAAACGACUCUUCAUUCAAUGGAAAUGUCUUACUCCAAUCAUUCUGCUUUGAACAAAGUAAAAGAGGAGAGCUUUGAAACUGAACCUCUAUUAAACGACGACAAAACUAGUCAACAAAUGACAACUGGAAAUGGACAUGUCAGUCAUAUUGCGACAUCACCUGACAAAAAUCAUAACAUGAAAAACCAUUCGAGUAUUCCUGAAUCUAAUAAAGCUAAUUUUUCACGGAAGCGACUGACACGAAUGGCUCGGGUGACAUCAAAUUCAGACGAUAACAUUGCUGUAAACACAUCAGAUUGUGAUAUUCAAAUUUCAAGUUUUGACCAUGAUUCCAGUCCGGAAAAUACAAAUGGCUUCAAAUUUCAUUCUAGUCAUCAAGACUAUAUAAAUAAAAUCCAUGACAGAAUAUAUACAAAUACCAUGAAAAGGGCAAGCAGUGAAACAAAUAUGAAAUUACAUAAUGCAGCAGCGAUAUCAACUUUUAACACUACUUCUAAAAGCUCAAAUAUUAUAUACAAUGUUCCAUAUUUAGAAUCAUCUCUUAGAAGUUAUAGUGACCUUCAUGAACAGUCAAGUUCUAGUGACCCAAAUAUGACAAAACAGGCGAUACCGCAGUAUCGCCAUAGGUAUACUGUAAGUAAAGAAAAUAUCAGAUGUAGUCCAAAGAAAUAAUAACAGGAUUUUAUAGUGUUAUAUGUGAAUUUUUAUAAUUAAAUGGCAUAAAAUGUAUGAAAGGGUAUCUAUCAUCUAAAUUUCUGUUUAGAAACGCAGGGUAUAUAGUAAAUGAAAAUAACACAAAUUUCACGCAUUUGUAAACCUGCGCAAUAAAAACACUGAAGUAUU